Scaptodrosophila lebanonensis is the source of this 288-nucleotide messenger RNA. RefSeq lists its product as uncharacterized. The coding region runs from base 1 to 288 and encodes 95 amino acids. The transcript has a single exon. NCBI's taxonomy places the organism in Eukaryota, Metazoa, Arthropoda, Insecta, Diptera, Drosophilidae. The record is from RefSeq and is a predicted model, not a curated record.
AUGGUGCCAACUGCUGUGAUGCUGCUCCUCCUUGUCCUUCGCCUGCAGGCUGCAGUUGCGGGCAAUAUACCGAAUGCUGCCGAGGAGGUCGAUGUGCCGCCCGAACAUCGUGCUGCGCCACCAAUGCCCAUGCAACCGAUGCCUGCCUUUGCCGGCUUUGCACCGCCGCCCGCCUAUCCCUUGUUCUACCAAGCUGCGCUGCUGCCGUUCGGGCGUUACAGCGCCUCCCACUCCAUCGGGCACCCCCAUCGGCAGCUGCUGCUGGUAGUUCCCCCAAAUGCUGCCUAA